CCCUGUCCCACGACGCAUUUCAACGGCCAUGUGUGGUGUCAGCGAGAACACUUUUCAUCUUGCUGAUUGUGCGCCAUGGGCUGCAUCGCGCUACGUAAAAUGCUCGGCCAUCGCAUCGUUGCGGUGCCAGACGCGACCAGCGUCGUGGGAGCUGCAGUCGUCCGUGCGCUCCAGCUGCAAUCUCACCUGGCCGUCGUGAUCAUCGCGGGUGUUCCCGUGCAGAUAGACCCCGAGGACCCGACGUACCGCGCGCUCAACCGCCUGUCGCGCGUCGAAGUCAAGUCGUUUGACCCCGUGAAUCCCCGACGAUUCAUCAAGGGAGCGCAUGUGGUGUUUGUCUCGACGGCGACCACGAUAUCGCUGUCCGUCACGCGCGACCUCUUGACUGCAGCGCACGAUCUUUGCGUGCCCCACGUUGUGUUGCAGUCGUGGGUAUGGGCCGGAGCGAGCGAGUCGAACCCCCUGCACGACCUGGAAACGCACAUGACGUCGCUGCGGCCGAGCACGUCGUCGUGGACUGUUGUUCGUCUCCCAUUCCUUCUCGACUUUCUCGACAUGCAGCAGGUGCACAUUCGUCUUGCCCACCAAAUCGUCGCAGGCGUCGCGCCAGCCACGCAGCUGCCGGUGCUGCGGCUCGCCGAGGCCGCAGAUGCCAUGAUCCAGCCGCUGCUCCACUCGGACACGUAUGCCGGCAUGACGAUGAACGUGGCGCACGCGCAUUCCACCAUGUCCCCGACCGCAAUGGCGUCGUGUUUGGCGGCUGCCAUGAACACGUUGAUCGUCUACCGCCAAGUGGACACACAAACGUGGAUUGCAUCAUGGCACGCGCUCCAAUUGCCGCCGUGGUGGACGGGGCUGGCGACGCCACUCACAAUGUCCCCCAUGGGCGGGCAUGACGAAGCUGCCGUGUGUGAGAAGCUCGGGGUGCUCUUGCCAGAUCAGUGCCAUUUUGAGACAUUGGUCGGUCGCGCGCCGACGCCACCGCAAGCUUGGUUCACCCCCGAUCGCUUCUACGUUGGCCGGUUCCCCACUCGAAUCUUCGUUGUGGGAUUGAAUGAAAUGCUGGGUGGCCGAGUCGCCAGCUUUCUGGCCCAGCUACCCAACUUGACGGUGCACGGGAGCGACAACGUACUGGGCAUCAUGCCGGAGGCGGUGCGGCCGAUCCCGGGGGUCGUGUGGGUCCACGGCCGCCUCCAACGGCCCAACGAAGUCCGCAAGAUGCUCAAAAACAUGGACGUGGUGCUGUACUUACCGUCGCGGUCGACAGCAGCUACCGUCUUGCCAUCGCUCUUGCGAGGGGCAAAGGCGGCCGAGGUCCUCGGGAUGGUCCUUCUUAGCACGGAGUUCGCCGGCAGCCCCGAAUGGGACUCGCCAUUUCAGCCGCUGCUCAAGCUGGAGAAUGAAGUGCGCCAGAGUGGCCUUCGGGCCUGCAUUUUCCGCAUCCCCAUGCUCAUGGAAGUGUUUUUGGACUACAAGAAGCGGGCAGUGACUCGCAACGAGCGGCUGAGCUUUGCCGACGACUCGUGCCGGGUGGGUUUGAUUGCCGCCGACGACGCGGCGCACGCGCUCCGAUGCAUGUGUGUGACCUUUCCGCUCCAUGCAAGACGCCUGUACUUGCUGCACGGUGACGAAUUGACUCUAAGCGAGAUUUCGGAUAAGCUCGGGAUCGAUUCGGUGCCGCCCAUGGUCGACAAGAGCAUGCCGCAUGCGCUGGCCGCGCUCGGAGAUGUCGGUGUUUCGUGGUGGUCGGCCUUUCACUUUGUCGACUACGUGUUCUGGUGCAGCAGCAAGGCUGAACGGGCAGGCUAUCGCCGCGGCGCGCCGUCCAAGCAGUGGAUCCUCGCCAUGGAAAACCAUCGCCCGAUGUCGCUCGAUACAUGGGCUGCCCAUCAGCCGAGCCUCACGCAAGCGGCCAAGCCCGAACAGACCAAAGUGCCAGUCGUGCCAAUUGUAGAAGCGUUCACGCCGUAGCAGGGAGCUAGAGGAAGCUGUCAUCGUGGACGUGUUUGCUUUCUUGAAUAAAAAUGAAGUUUAGUUGAUGGG
Messenger RNA from Aphanomyces invadans, 2043 nucleotides. RefSeq lists its product as hypothetical. Lineage: Eukaryota; Oomycota; Saprolegniomycetes; Saprolegniales; Verrucalvaceae. The coding region runs from base 76 to 1971 and encodes 631 amino acids. The transcript has a single exon. The record is from RefSeq and is a predicted model, not a curated record.